Messenger RNA from Pistacia vera, 1302 nucleotides. RefSeq lists its product as uncharacterized. Bases 178 to 1191 code for a protein of 337 amino acids. NCBI's taxonomy places the organism in Eukaryota, Viridiplantae, Streptophyta, Magnoliopsida, Sapindales, Anacardiaceae. The record is from RefSeq and is a predicted model, not a curated record. The transcript is spliced from 2 exons.
CACGGGACGUUAACUUCAACUAAUUGGUCAAAACACGAACACGCUCUUUCUCUCUGAAAACCAAUAUACGGAUCGCAACAGUUUGCGAUUAACGUGCUUCUCCUCUUAAUCCGCUCUUCGUUUUUUGUUUUUUCAUUGACAAAUAAUCACCUUCACACCAAUUCAUUCAACGUUUCAAUGGCAACAACUACAAUUCAAACAACUCUAUCCGCAACGACAAAAAUCACCCCUCCAAGAACCAAGCUUGUUUGCUUCUCUUUUGCUGCCUACGCCAAGAACCUCAUCGACCAUUUAAGAUCCCUCAACAUUCCGAUUCUUCCUGGCCUAAACGACGAUGAAUUUACUUUCAUUGAAUUCACUUUAAACUUCACUUUCCCUCCUGACCUCCGCUCCAUUCUCAGGGAAGGCCUCCCCGUCGGUACCGCAUUCCCCAAUUGGCGUUCUUCUUCUCAACAACAGCUUCAGCUUCUUUUAAAUCUCCCCUUUUUGUCCCUGUCGAGAAACGUAGCUCUUAACAACUUUUGGUCUGAUUCUUGGGGGCAAAAGCUGCAAGAAAAGAAUCAAAGUUUGUCAUUGGUUAACCAAUUAUUACAGAAAGCACCGGUUCUUGUUCCUAUAUAUAGAAACUGUUAUAUUCCCUCGACGCCUAAUAUCGCCGGGAACCCCGUGUUUUACAUCGACAGUGAGGAGGUCAAAGUUUUGAGCUUUGACCUCGCGGGGUUUUUCAAAGAAGUUGAGUUCUCGCAAGCCGGUGUUUUUAAGUCGAUCAAUAAUAUUGAGAUGCCUGUUUGGGCGGCGAAAGAGGCGCGGAGGAUUGAGUUUUGGACGGAGGCGGCGGAGAGAGGGAAGAAGGUGGUGGCGCGUGGAGACACGCGCGGGUGGUGGAACGGCGGUGGUGGUGGUGAAGUUGGGGUGGGGUUGGAUUGUUGUUUGGAGGGAGUGUUUUGGAAAUUGAGAGAUGGAGGAUGGAGGGAAGAAGAGGUUAGGGAGAUGAUGAUGAUGAACGGGUGUGAUGAGAAGGAGGGGGUGAAGAGUGGGGUCCAAUUAGGGGGGUCGAAUUAUAGAGAGAGUGUAGUGUGGCAAAUGAGAGUAUUGUCUCUGGUAUUAUUACGUGCGGGGUGGAAGAGGGAAGAAGUGGUGUACUCGCUUAAUCUUGAAGAUGAUGGUGAUUUUGUUGAAGGAAUGUUGUAAAGAAGAGGAGGAACAUGAAAUGAAGGAAUUGAAUAGUCAUGCAUAUACUACUUACUAAUUCAUUGUUCAUCUUACAUUUAAUUAUAUACAGAAAUUUCAUUAAUAUGAAAA